This is a messenger RNA of Seriola aureovittata, 2305 nucleotides long. RefSeq names its product stathmin-like 4 (gene stmn4). Gene Ontology annotation, cellular component: neuron projection; cytoplasm. Gene Ontology annotation, biological process: neuron projection development; microtubule depolymerization; regulation of microtubule polymerization or depolymerization. The coding region runs from base 173 to 739 and encodes 188 amino acids. The transcript has 6 exons. Gene Ontology annotation, molecular function: tubulin binding. NCBI's taxonomy places the organism in Eukaryota, Metazoa, Chordata, Actinopteri, Carangiformes, Carangidae. The record is from RefSeq and is a predicted model, not a curated record.
AUGUCAUGGAGGCAGCAUUGAUGCUGUUGCUGAUGCUGUUGCCCGGCGCCUGUAUCUGUGCAGCCAGACAGGGGUAACCGUAGCCACCGGUCCACCAUCAGCAGCAGAGAAGGGACAGAGGGGGUGAGAAGGAUCUUCAGCAUCCCUGGAGAGCUACAUACGCAGUGAGAAGAUGACUCUGGCAGCCUACAAAGAGAAGGUCAAAGAGCUCCCCCUGGUGUCUCUGUUCUGCGCCUGCUUGAAUCCACAGACGGUAGAUAAACCCACGUACAAGGCAGAAGAUGCGGUGGAUCUGGGAUGGUGCGUCAUCAAAGACGUGGAGGUGAUUGAGCUGAAUAAGCGGGCAUCGGGCCAAGCCUUCGAGGUCAUCCUCAAGCCGCCGUCCUUUGAUGGCGUGCCAGAGCUCAACACCUCCAUGCCGCAGCGCCGCGAUCCGUCCCUGGAGGAAAUCCAGAAGAAACUGGAGGCGGCCGAGGAGAGGCGAAAGUGCCAGGAAGCCGAGCUGCUGAAGCACCUGGCCGAGAAGAGGGAGCAUGAGCGCGAGGUGAUCCAGAAGGCCUUUGAGGAGAACAACAACUUCAUCAAGAACGCCAAGGAGAAGCUGGAGCAGAAGAUGGAGGCCAACAAGGAGAACAGGGAGGCCCUGCUGGCAGCCAUGCUGGAGAGGCUGCAGGAGAAGGACAAACACGCAGAAGAAGUGAGGAAGAACAAGGAGCUGAAGGAGGAAGCCUGCCGGUAGAUGAGUGGAGCAAGGGAGCCGAGAAAGAGCAAGAGAGAGAGAGAGAGAGAGGGACUGGGAGUUUUUGAAUUGGUAAAAAAAAAAAAAAAAAGAGGAAAUCAAAACAGUGCAGGAAAGAAAAAAAAAAAACAACUCAAAAACAACUCGAACAAAGGGAAAAGGCAAGUUUUCAUAUUUGACAUAGUUAGUAUGCUGUAACGAUUCUGAAUGAGCUGUACACUACUCUUGAUGUUGAAAUUCAAAAAGAAAUCUUUUGCUUUUUUUUUUCUAAAAAAGGAAAAUGGGUGGGUGGUGGUGUGGCAUCAAAAAAACAUUUAACAUAUUCAAAAGAGGAGCUGCUGUUGUUUGGUGAGGAAUUAAAGCUGUAUCACAGCAGGGGGAGGUAAAAAUUUAAAUUACAGCUCUCUCAUUUCUUGAGUUCCCUCAGUCAGAGAGUAGGAAAUUAUUAUAAUUGCCUGCAUGAUAUUUUAGCUGUGUUUUUCUUACUGUUGGUGCUGCUGUAUAUCAGCAUAUUGUCGCUGAAUGCUGCCAGCAACACAGAUGAUUACACAAUUUACAAUGAGUCUGUAACUAUGAAGAAGGGAGAUGUAAUCUAAAUUGUUACCUGGUAAAAGAUGAAAAACAGUAUGAUGUGUUUGAGUAACACUGGACACACAGAUGUAGUUUAAGCCCUAGUCAGUCAGAACCAAAACGAGUCCAAACCAAGAGGCUUCUUCAGUUUUUGAUGUACAGAGUACUCACCAGUCAAUACACUUAACACACAAGCAUCUGAAUUAAAAAUAAAAUCAGAUUUCCCAGGGUUCAUCGCUCUCACGCUAAUUCUCUGCUGCACGAUUUCUGGGAUUGUUCUGUCUGUCUGGGGACAUCUGUGUGUGCUAAACUUACACUAAAUGGCUUAUGAAUAUAAAAUGAAGAAAUCUGGCUUCUGUUUCUUUCUACGGUGCUCUAAGGGAGUGAAAUUUAAAAAUAAAAAAAUCUUUUAAAAAAGCUUGAAAAGUGAGGAAGCUCUGCUGUAUUCUGCCAUUUUCCGGCUCUUUGUGAAACUUUUAACUGUAGUGUAGUUGUAGAUCAGUGACAUGCAUUUGAGUCUCUUAGAUUUAGAGCACUGAUUGCACUCUUAUUUCAUUAAGCACAACUCAAAAGCACAUGCAUACAAGAAGGGCAGUGGAUAUUUACAGUAAAAACGACAAUAACAUCACAGGGAAGCAAAGUAGUGAGUGACAGUUGUUCAGGACUUGGACUAAUUUGGUUUCGCAGUAUGAGUUUGGGGCUUCUCUGGCUAACCAGUAGUCUCUGUUUGCUUUGGCAUGUGUCACUGUGUGCUCUGAUUGUCAGUUUAUGGUUUUCAAGGGAAUUAAAAUCUAAAAGAGUAAACAGGAAGAUGAAAUAUUUGCUCGAGUUGUUGAGUCAUACUGACUUGAUUGAAAUGUCUAAAAUAUUUGCACUGUAACUUGGGGGAGUCGUAACACGGGGUUUGUACUUGCUGUAACUGUGUGUCGCUGUAUGUCUUUGAGGCUGGGUUGAUUGUAUCUAUUUGGCAUGGUCAGUAAAAACAGCUUGACUGAA